AUGAGUUACGGUGGAAACCAGGGUGGCUACGGCCAGUACAACCCCUAUGGCCAGCAAGAUGCCAACCCCUACAGCGACGCCAAUGCCAUGGAGCAGGGCAACGGUAGCUACGAAAUGGGCUCUUACAACCAGCCUGCGGACGCGACGACGCUGCUGAACAAGUGCAGAGAGAUCAACGACGGUAUUGCGGAUCUCCGCGCCAAGCGCGAGGGCCAGCUUGCGGCCGCCCAGAACGCCUUGCUCGAUUCGAGUACCGGAAAGGAGGACCAGGUCGCUCGCCAGACUCUGGACUACAUUGAGGAUGAAGUGAACAACGGAUUCCGUUACCUCCGCGAUCUUCUGAAGAAGGUCAAGCAGACCCCCGGCUCCGGAGACAGCCGUGUGCAGACCCAGAUCGACGUCACUAGCCGGAACCUCCGUCGAGAGAUCGAACAGUACCAGAGAUGCCAGUCCGACUUCCAGAAGCGCCUGCGGGAGCAGGUUCGCAGACGUUAUGAGAUCGCCAACCCCGAAGCUUCCCCCGAGGAGAUCGAGCAGGGUGUUGACAAUGUCUUGUUGGGCCAGGAGCAGAGCUUCCAGGUUACUGGUAGCCGGACUAGACAGGCCAACGACGCCAGGCAGGCCGCUUUGGAGCGAUCGGCCGCCAUUCGCAAGAUCGAGCAGGAUAUGAUGGAGCUUGGCCGCCUGUACCAGGAAGUGGCGGAGCUUGUCCACCAGCAGGAGCCUGCUGUGGAGCAGAUCAACCAGGAUGCAGACAAUGUUGCGCAGAACGUUUCGAACGCGAACAACCAGAUCACGGAAGCUAUCGCCAGCGCUCGUCGGGCGAGAAAGUGGAAGUGGUAUGCUCUGCUUGUCGUCAUCCUCAUCAUCGCCAUCGUCGUCGGUGUUGCUGUCGGUGUCACGGAAGCCAACAAGUCCUCGAAAUAG
This is a messenger RNA of Aspergillus niger, 927 nucleotides long. RefSeq lists its product as uncharacterized. The coding region runs from base 1 to 927 and encodes 308 amino acids. NCBI's taxonomy places the organism in Eukaryota, Fungi, Ascomycota, Eurotiomycetes, Eurotiales, Aspergillaceae. Gene Ontology annotation, molecular function: SNAP receptor activity; SNARE binding. Gene Ontology annotation, biological process: exocytosis; intracellular protein transport; vesicle fusion. The transcript has 5 exons. Gene Ontology annotation, cellular component: endomembrane system; SNARE complex; plasma membrane. The record is from RefSeq and is a predicted model, not a curated record.